UCAAAGAGCCGGUGUCCUGACGAUCAGACCGCGUUAUCCUACUUGUUUAUAUUUGAAUUUUACCGAACUCACUGUUUACAAAACACCGCUCAAUCGCGUCUCGUCGUUCUUGUUUUUCGAACAGGAAAAAUAAUACUUUGGACGAGGUGCGUUUUUCCCGUGUUUUUUUUCCCGGCUAAGCGAUCUGGAUCUAUCGGGUUUUUCCCUCUGCAACGUGGAUCACGCGGCUGCGACCAGCGGAUCAUAACAAUACUAAGAUCAGACCAGAGAAACACGGUCCUCUCUCCUUGGAUUUACAGACAUGCUGCUUUCAAAGUUUAAUUCCUUCACCCACAUCUCCUCGGUGGAUAUGCCGGCGAAAAACCAGCUCCAAGUGAAGGACAGGGAGACGUUUGAGAAGAUCUACCAGGUUGGCGGAGUGCUGGGCAGCGGGGGCUUCGGCACCGUGUAUUCCGGGAUACGAGUGGCCGACGGAUCACCGGUUGCUGUCAAACACGUCGCCAAGGACAGGGUAUCCGAGUGGGGCGAAUUGCCUAACGGCUCUCGCGUCCCCAUGGAGAUCGUGCUCUUGAAGAAGGUCGGCGCGGGAUCCCGCGGCGUCAUCAAGAUGCUCGACUGGUACGAGCGACACGACAGCUUCAUCAUCGUCAUGGAGCGGCCGGAGAACGUCAAGGACCUGUUCGACUUUAUCACCGAAAAGGGUGCCCUGCCCGAGGAGCUGGCCAAGAACUUUUUCCGCCAGGUGCUCGACGCCGUGCGCCACUGCCACAACUGUGGCGUAGUGCACCGGGACAUUAAAGACGAGAACAUCCUCAUCGACCUCCGCACCGGGGAAAUGAAGCUCAUCGACUUCGGAUCCGGGGCCCUGCUCAAGGACACCGUCUACACAGACUUCGACGGCACGAGAGUGUACAGCCCGCCCGAGUGGAUCAAGUACCACCGCUACCACGGUCGCUCGGCAACGAUGUGGUCUCUAGGCGUGCUGCUCUACGACAUGGUGUGCGGCGACAUCCCCUUCGAGCACGACGAGGAGAUCCUCCGCGGCCAGGUGCUGUUCCGGCGCAGAGUGUCCACAGAAUGCGAGCAGCUCAUCCGCUGGUGCCUGUCUUUACGGCCCGCCGACCGGCCCUCCUUCGAGGACAUCAUCAACCACAGCUGGAUGCAGGGCUCCGCCUCCUACUCCACCUCCGCCAUCAUCACACACCUGCAGCACCAGCAGCAGCAGCCCGCCGCCGGCGCGCAGGCCGAGAAGACGGUGGCCGCCGCGCCGACCACGGCCGCCACCGAGCUGCGGCUGCACAGCAUCGCCCACGAGGCGGGACCCCCCGCCGUGGCGGUGGCGCAGUGACUCGCCCCCCGACGUCCGCCCACCGCCGGGCGGACAGGAAUCGAUUGAAACGGACUGGGCCUCUGAGUGACAUCAGAGCGGCCGCACAGUCGCCGGGCGCUUCGCCGUCCCCCCCCCCCC
Gadus chalcogrammus (walleye pollock) is the source of this 1468-nucleotide messenger RNA. RefSeq names its product Pim-1 proto-oncogene, serine/threonine kinase (gene pim1). The coding region runs from base 302 to 1348 and encodes 348 amino acids. Gene Ontology annotation, biological process: protein autophosphorylation; negative regulation of apoptotic process. The transcript has 6 exons. Gene Ontology annotation, molecular function: ATP binding; protein serine/threonine kinase activity. Gene Ontology annotation, cellular component: cytoplasm. The record is from RefSeq and is a predicted model, not a curated record. Lineage: Eukaryota; Metazoa; Chordata; Actinopteri; Gadiformes; Gadidae.